AUGUCUACUACAACAACAGUCAGCGUAACAACGACAGAUACAGUUCGUCUCCCUAAGCCUGCAGAGCUCAAGAUAUUGAAGCCAUUGCCGGUCUUCGAUGUGUCAACGGCCACCGACGAGCGGACCAAAACCCUAGGCCAGCUGCUUCAGAAGGGUCAUGUGACCGUCGCUCCGCUCCGAGAGCCUGAACUGAUUCUACACAGCCAUCUACCACAUCUCCUCGGUUCCGCCUACGGGGUUGGUGCAGGAAUCGAGCAGUUGAUAGAGUGUUACGAGCACGAGAUCACCACACUCGUAAACAUUGACGAACGCUUCGUUCGCGGCGAUAAAAUCGACCAGGCUAAUUGGAGAGAACAUCUGACAGAGAAACCGUUCACGGUUGCCUUUGUCGAUUUCUUCGAUGAGGAGAUUAAGCAGGCUGGUGGAGAUUGGAAGAAAGUGGUCGAGCAGUACCUCUACUCCGGACCUGCGCCGCUCAUCAACGGCUAUUCAGGUGGCCUGGGCCAUCCGUUCAUUCACCUCGCCUACGCCUACGAGUACGGGAGCAAGGAAGUGGCCUCGCAAGCUUUGAGUCUCGGCUGCACGGAGUACGAUGCCUUUCACGGCCUGAUUGAUCACGACUCUCCAGAUAAUUCGACUUACAAGACCACUUCGCUUGCGGAAAUCAUGCAGCGCGUUCACGAGGACAAGCGGCUUGACGGCAUUUUUGAGCUCCCCGGCAUCACCAACACCGAGCUUCUGGCGCAAAAGUACCUCCAUGUUGUCCUAGAACACUGGAAUGCCUGGAAGGUUGUCGAUCCGCUCCAACAGCUCGAGCAAAUCUGCGAUCUAAGCGUAUUAUUAGCCAUCAGCACUGGUGACCCGAUCCCGUCGUUUGACUUCUUCUGCAUUCACCUGAUGACAGUUGCACACGCCAUCAGGCUGCUAUGGACAUAUAUCCCGCAGGAACGACAUGCUGCCAUCCUUAAACAGUACGCUCUCUUCCAGAUCGUUCAGUACAUCAACCAGCUGCGACCUGCAUUCACCAUGGACAAGAUCGAGACUGUCGACCUCAAGGGCCGAGACUGGGCUUGGGCAUAUGACACGGCGUUGAAGCACAAAUGGGCGCUGGACUCGCACUUUUUCAAAGUCGUCCGUGCACCCAAAGUGUUGGAAGACACGUAUGGUUCCAAAGACAACUUCUAUCUGAAGGCGGCUCUCAAGUUUCUCGACGAGUUCCGCGGCUGGGAAGGCUUUGGAGCCGGUGUUGCGGGAUUUGACCCGAGUAAAGAUGGCUAUAUUCCUGAGUAA
This is a messenger RNA of Exophiala aquamarina CBS 119918, 1290 nucleotides long. RefSeq lists its product as uncharacterized. Lineage: Eukaryota; Fungi; Ascomycota; Eurotiomycetes; Chaetothyriales; Herpotrichiellaceae. The record is from RefSeq and is a predicted model, not a curated record. The transcript is spliced from 4 exons. The coding region runs from base 1 to 1290 and encodes 429 amino acids. Gene Ontology annotation, molecular function: oxidoreductase activity.